Molecule: messenger RNA, 1550 nt
Organism: Cuscuta europaea
Lineage: Eukaryota; Viridiplantae; Streptophyta; Magnoliopsida; Solanales; Convolvulaceae
Source: the annotation of a GenBank genome assembly
ACGUAUUUCUUCUUCUCCCAUUCAGACAGAGCAGUUUCUUAUUAUAAUAAAUAAAUAAAUUGACUCGCCCAUUUCUUUGGAUUCAUUGCCAUGAACGCCCUUGCAGCUACCACCCGUAACUUCCGCCAGGCCGCCCGCAUUCUUGGCCUGGACUCUAAAAUCGAGAAAAGCCUCCUCAUCCCCUUCAGAGAAAUCAAGGUUGAGUGCACAAUUCCGAAGGACGAUGGAACUCUGGUCUCUUACGUUGGCUUCAGGGUGCAGCAUGAUAAUGCUCGUGGACCUAUGAAAGGAGGAAUCAGAUACCAUCCUGAGGUUGACCCUGAUGAAGUGAAUGCUCUUGCUCAACUGAUGACAUGGAAGAGUGCUGUAGCAGAUAUUCCUUAUGGUGGGGCUAAGGGUGGGAUUGGGUGUACCCCCAAGGAUUUAAGUAAGAGUGAGUUAGAACGCCUUACACGCGUCUUCACCCAAAAGAUUCAUGACCUAAUUGGAGUCAACACUGAUGUUCCAGCCCCUGAUAUGGGCACUAAUGCACAGACUAUGGCUUGGAUUUUGGAUGAGUAUUCAAAAUUUCAUGGACACUCACCUGCUAUUGUUACAGGAAAACCCAUUGAUCUUGGGGGCUCCCUGGGAAGGGAGGCUGCAACUGGACGCGGCGUGGUUUUUGCCACAGAAGCUUUACUCUCUGAGUAUGGAAAAUCAAUCAAGGAUUUGACCUUCGCAAUUCAGGGAUUCGGAAAUGUAGGAUCUUGGGCAUCAAAGCUUAUUCAUGAAAGAGGCGGUAAGGUUGUUGCAGUUAGUGACAUAACUGGAGCUGUCAAGAACCCCAACGGCAUCGAUAUACCUGCUCUCAUCAAUCAUAAAGAGACAACAGGAAUGCUGACUAAUUUCAGUGGUGGGGAUGCCAUGGACUCAAAUGAGUUGCUAACACAUGAAUGUGAUGUUCUUAUACCCUGUGCUCUGGGUGGAGUGCUUAACAGAGAAAAUGCCGGGAAUGUGAAGGCGAAGUUCAUUAUAGAAGCUGCUAACCACCCUACUGAUCCCGAAGCUGAUGAGAUAUUGUCUAAUAAAGGAAUAGUAAUUCUACCAGACAUAUAUGCAAAUUCUGGAGGUGUGACUGUGAGUUACUUCGAGUGGGUUCAGAAUAUUCAAGGGUUUAUGUGGGACGAGGAGAAAGUGAAUAGGGAGCUAAAGAAGUACAUGUCAAAGGCAUUCCAGAACAUAAAGAGCAUGUGCCAGUCACAUGAUUGCAACCUUAGGAUGGGUGCAUUCACUCUCGGAGUCAAUCGCGUUGCUCGUGCUAGUGUCUUGAGGGGCUGGGAAGCUUAAUUCACUUCCUUGCCCUUUUCUUCUGCAUAUUACUAUCAUACUUCAUUGAUAUAUAUAGUUGGAAAUUUAAUAAGCUGUGGAAAAGCCUAGAUGAUUUGCUUGUUCUUUUCAUUAAGAACGCAUGAAAUUUCACUGACAAAUUGGACUAUACUACACAAUGUGUAUGUGACAUUCAUUUCAAAUACAUUGUAGACAGAUUAUUACAAAUGGUUGGAGUUCUUCAC